CGCCAUUAGAGUUUAGAAUCGCGGAAAAGGUAGCCGAGUCCGAAAAUGGCUUCCAAGAUCAAGAAUCUCGUCAGCAAGAAGAAGCGACGAUAUCAAGAAGGUGGCUUUGACCUGGAUCUUAGCUAUAUCUAUCCCAAUAUUAUAGCUAUGGGCUUCCCAGCUGAGAAAAUUGAGAGCUAUUAUAGAAAUAGUAUUGAUGAUGUUGUCAGAUUCUUGGAUUUAAAGCAUAAGGACCACUAUAAAAUAUAUAAUUUGUGUUCAGAAAGAUGUUACGAUAUAUCCAAAUUCCGAAAUAGAGUUGUACAUUAUCCUUUCGAUGACCAUCAUCCUCCCAAGUUAGAACUUAUAAAAACAUUUUGUGAAGAUGUUGAUGAGUGGUUACGCAAAAAUGAGGCUAAUGUAGCUGUAAUUCAUUGUAAAGCAGGCAAGGGUAGGACAGGGGUGAUGAUUUGUUCCUAUUUAAUUCAUAUAGGAAAGUUUCUCAGUGCUCAAAAGGCGUUAGAAUAUUACGGAAAAACUAGAACCCUAAAUGAAAAGGGAGUUACGAUACCAAGUCAAAGGCGUUAUGUGGAAUACUAUGAAUUUUUAAGGCUAAAAUGUGUAGGUGAUUACAAGCAAACAACGUUGUUACUUAAAACAAUUCACUUUGAUACAGUUCCUAUGUUUUCAGGUGGAGUGUGUAAUCCAUAUUUUGUCGUUAGUCAACAAAAAGUUAAAAUUUAUUCUUCACCUUCUUAUGAAAGUAAGCGAGGUGAUAAAUUUAUUAAAUGUGAUGUUACACCGCCACUGCCAAUAUGUGGAGAUAUUAAAAUAGAAUUUUUUCAUAAAACAAACAUGCUUACAAAAAGGGAAAAAAUGUUUCAUUUUUGGUUCAACACAUUUGUGAUAUCAGCUGGUGAAAAAGUCUCAAAUGGAGCGACGGGAAGUGAGGGCGACGACUGCGACAUCUUAACACUAACACUUAGAAAAGAUGAAAUUGACAAAGCUAACAAAGAUAAAACAAAUAAAAAUUUCUCACCAAAUUUCAAGGUGCGAUUAAUAUUCAGCACUGUGGAUGAGCAGUCGGAACAAUCAGAAGCAACAAAAGCUGUGGAUGGUUGUACUAACACUGGAGGACUAGACGGACAAGAACUAAGCAGUGGCAGUGGAGACGAUGUUUUACAUACGGAUGAUGAGAACUUAUCAGAUACAGAUGAGGAGGAAGAAUGGACAGGUGUAGAUUCUUCCUCUAGUGUUUGCUGUUGACUUGGGUAAAACCAUGACAUCUGAAGGGUGAUCUUGGGUGGCAGGGAGAAGUUGUCUUCAAUUUUGUAGUUCAGACCUAAGUUAAUUCAAAUCUCAAGAGGUUGUUGGAGUUGGUUGAUACAUGGUUUCUUUUUACCAAGAUUGAAUUUUAUUCAAACUAGAAUUUGUUUGUCCGAUGUAGUGUUUUGCUCUCCCAUGGUGCGACUGGUCAUGGUGACACAUCUCUCCACCAAAGGUGUGAUUGUUCAAGGGCGCAUGUCUCCAUAAUGUGACUGUAAAUGGUUAUGAUGGAUAUUAUCUGAAAGCAUUAUCUGUCCAGUCUUCAUUCUAAUGAGAAAUGUUCCAUUCAUCAAGUUCUUUGAAAUAAUGCUUCCAAACAAUUUUGUUUAUUUCCAACUGGAUGUAAAAUUGUUGACUGAAAUUGCAUUAUUGCUGUGUUAGUGUUUCCAUCUGAUAUUUUUCAAAAUAUUCUGCAUUUCAUCUUCCAAAUGUAAUGCCUCUUGGGAAAAAUUUAACUUCAAUUGUUGCUUAAAAAUUGAUGGUACAACAUGAACUACAUAAUGUUUGCAUUUUCUGACCCAGCUAACUGCUUACCAUUGCUGCUAUUGCAGUGCAAGUGUCCAUAUCCCAAAAUAAAUGACCUAAACUGUGUGUGUUUCUGUGGAAAGACCUUCUACCCCUCCUCACCUCUCAGAAAUGAAUGGUUAAACCCGGUCAACAAAAGCCACUAGUGACAUCAUGUUGUUGCUGAUGAACUGCUCAGAUGUAUUCUGUAUUUAAUACCAGAUAUGUUCAUCACACAUCUGUACAUUGUUGAAUGAACAUCACUGGUUGUCCUACAAGUGGGUGGGAAGGUACCAAAGUGGGGAUAGCAGAACCAGGAGGUGUUAAGUUGAAGAAUGCAAGAUUAUGGCCAUCCACAAACUAGCCCCAUUAGAAUACUUGAGUAAUGCAAGUUAAUAUAUUCUACUGUGCCUCCUGGCCAAACUUUAGACAUUCCAUAUUUUAGAGGUAUGUUUUCUGUGUUUUUGUAAAUGUCUAUUUCUUGACAAUCUGCGAAAUGUCAGUGCACCAGGGAUUUUUUUAUUCUUCUGUUUUUACUUACUAGUACUUCCUUCCCUUCCAUGACUUUUCUAUUCUUCUUCCAGUUCUGUUUAGGUUGUCAUGACAACACCUAUACAAGUCCAAAACUAUGCCUUUCAUCGACAUCCCCCACCAUUUGCCAUCUUUUUACAUAAUAGAUUACCAUCUCCUCAUUACAACUAUAAACCACCUCCCACAAUCGCUAAUUUUGAUCAAGUCCUUCAGAAAUAUACAAAUUAUAUCUCCUUGAUCUGAAAAUGAAAGUGUUUGAGCAAAUGCUACAGUUGUCCAGUAUUCACAGAUGGAUGUGGAUUCUGAAUUUAUAAUAGUUGUUUGAAUUGUUCUUGUUGAUUUAUGAUAAUUACAUACACCCUGAUGAAUUCCCAUUCUACAACUGAAUUGUCAUCUGUCCAUGUAUAAUUCCCAAUAUUUACUUCCUGUAAAUUCAUUCAAUUGUUCUUUAGAAAAUAGGAAAUAAUGUCUCUGUUCAUCUGUAAAUUUCCCACAGUGCAUCAUUUGUCACUGUUUCAUCUGUAAAUUCCCAAUUCCCAAAUUGAUAGUGUUUGCGCAUUUAUCGUUUGUGCAUAUUGCAUGAUGUGAGGUCAACAAACAGGAAGGUAGGACAGAUUUUGAACGUUCCAAAUGCGCAGAGUCACAGUGCACAUAACAUCAAUGUUGCCAACUUGCAACGUAAAAAUUCCCCUCAAAUAAAACUGCCAUCAUCUUCCAACUAACUCACACCAGUCUCUGAAAAUUUGCACACUAUUCUGCCUAAGCAAGCAUAAUGUAAAUUAUCUUUUGCUAUAGCGUAAUAUUUUCAUAUUUUUUGUGGGUAUUUUGGGAGUUGAAAAACUAUGUCACAAUCAUAUUUACUCAGCAAAACACAAGUACUAACUCUAUUUCAAUCCAUUUUCUCUGAAAAAUCGUCUUUUUCAACUGAAAUCCACGUUUCUCAGCUGUCUUGAAUAGUUUUUCUAGCUGCCCUCGUUUGUACCCACCCACACUCACUCCACUAUCUGUUUCAAAUAUGACGCUGACUUCUUCCGGGUUGCAUGUCUACUCUACUGGUGUUCUUUUGACGUUCUAUAUUUUUGUCCUACUCUCGCUUGUUGCUAACGCAUGUGCAAAUAGAUUUACAUUGAGUCUGACGGGAAUUGGGAAUUCCAACACUGCAUCAUUUGGGACAGGAAAUGGUGUCACUGGUUCAUCUGUAAAUUCGCACAGUGCACCAUUUGGAACAGGAAAUGAUGUCACUAGUUCAUCUGUAAAUUACCAUAUAGUGUAUCAUUUGGGACAGGAAAUGGUGUCACUGGUUUAUCUGUAAAUUCCCACAGUGCAUCAUUUGGACCAGGAAAUGAUGUCACUGGUUCAUCUGUAAAUUACCAUAUAGUGUAUCAUUAGUGAAAGAGUAAAUGAUGUCAUAUAUUCUCAUAACUGUAAAUUCCCAUUUUUGUCCAAACGCACAAACUGUGACUGCAAGUUGCUACCUAUUAUGCACUUUCUUUGCUUUAUGCUGCUUGUUUAACGUGACAUGUUCUUCUGGUAUUGGUAUUAUUCACAUUAUAAUUUGAUAAAUUUCUUUGAAAUUUACAAGCUGUAUUUAAACCUCCAAGUUCACUAUUACAAUAAGGACCUCAAGCAAGGGAUAUAAUAUGGGAAUGGAAGAGGGGUUUCUCAUGCUGGUUUCCAAGGGUGAUGGUGAUGCAUCAUAGUUUUAUUUAGGAUUCUUUCCUUCCAAAUAUAUCAUUCCUUGAUACUCACACAUACCUUCUUUUCUGUGAAUCCUUUUUGAAGUACGAAUGACAUACUACAUUCAAUCCUUAGUGUUCUAAUGCUCUCCCCAGAGCUGAGAUCAGUUACGUUCCAUCAUUAUGAUCCCUGUAUAUUAACCUUUUCACCACCAGUUCCUCUUUUCAUCACAAUUUUACAAAAUAGUCCUGUUUAUAGUCUGCACUUUCGUUCAAAUAAUUGAGACAAAAUUAGCAAAACAUUUUUUGAGUGAAAAUUGACUCAAAUUUGUUUGUAGGCUCCAAAAUUGGGUUUCAUUUCCUGAAAUAUUGAAUAAAAUAUAAAAGUGCAGAAAAAUUUGGGCGAGAGAGUCUGGUAGUGAAAAGGUAAAAUGGUUUCACUAAACUUUUCAUAGAGAUGAAAGUAUUAUUUCUCCUCAACAAUGUUGACAGCAAUAUCUUGUACACAUGCAAAUUAGCAGAGCCUGAUCAUACGAUAUGCUUAAAAUUUGACAAGAAAUAUUGCAUGUUUUUUGCUUACCCAUUCCUCCAUUACUAACCCAGAACUUUGGUGUCAUCUGUUUUACAAUGCCACAUAUCCAUGGUAUUUUCACAAAUAUAUGUUAAUUAGAAAUUACAAUUUGGGAGUAACAUUAUUUAUAUAUUGUAAUCAGGUUGGGCUCAACAACGUAAAACACCAAUGACAACUUGUGCUGACAUUUUAGUGAAACUGGUUAUGUAUUCUGAGCAGUUCAUCCUGUAUCUUGUUUUUCCAUGUUGGCUUUGUACAAAUUGAUUGUAUUUCUAAAAGAAGUAGUUAAACACAAGCAUUUUUUGUAACCAGAUUGAAUAUAUAUUAAGAUACAAAAAGAGUGCCUGUUUGUUUUACUAUUAUUCAAAUAAUACCAACAUCUAAUUACAUUUGUUUAGAUAACCAGUUUCUAAAACUUCAUUGUUUAGUCAUUGACAACAGAAAAUGUUAUUGUUUGUGAAAGUUUUCUUAUAUUUGAAAAAAAAAUCAUGUUGAACAGAAAUUAUAUAAAAAUCCACAUCUUGUGAGCCAGUUAUUUAUAACAGUUUUGUCUUGGACUUGAACAGCCUUAUUUUGCACAUAAACCAAACCAACCUAUCAGAAGUAAGGAAGCUAUUGAGAGGUGACUGAUGAUUGGCUAUUAGUAAUGUAGACCUUGUUAACUUGACUGUGAUUGGCCAAAACUUGAAAUGGUGCUACUCUGAAGAAUGUUUUUAUGGUUUCUGAAGUUCAUACUUGUACAUAGCCUCACACUUCAGCCAAAAAUAAAAACAGACCUUUAUUUUAUUUAUCUUUUAUCUUGUUUCUUUAUUCCUUGGCUUUGGAGCGGCUGAGACUGCUGGCAAUGCAUAAAGGAUAACUGCUGCAACUUUUGUCAGUAAUAUUUCCUAUGAGGGAAACCAUUCCAAUGAUAGCGACACAGAAAUGUAUAGUACACACCCAGACAAGCACAGCUCUUUGGAUUGUGUUAAGUAUAAGUAAAAUUGAAA
Messenger RNA from Saccoglossus kowalevskii, 5576 nucleotides. RefSeq names its product phosphatase and tensin homolog (gene Pten). Gene Ontology annotation, molecular function: protein tyrosine phosphatase activity; phosphatidylinositol-3,4,5-trisphosphate 3-phosphatase activity. The record is from RefSeq and is marked provisional. Gene Ontology annotation, biological process: negative regulation of cell population proliferation; regulation of phosphatidylinositol 3-kinase/protein kinase B signal transduction; protein dephosphorylation. Lineage: Eukaryota; Metazoa; Hemichordata; Enteropneusta; Harrimaniidae. Gene Ontology annotation, cellular component: cytosol; cell projection; plasma membrane.